Molecule: messenger RNA, 1515 nt
Organism: Blastomyces gilchristii SLH14081
Lineage: Eukaryota; Fungi; Ascomycota; Eurotiomycetes; Onygenales; Ajellomycetaceae
Product: adenylyl cyclase-associated protein
Exons: 4
Coding region: 1-1515 (504 amino acids)
Biological process (GO): regulation of adenylate cyclase activity; cytoskeleton organization
Cellular component (GO): cytoplasm
Molecular function (GO): actin binding; adenylate cyclase binding
Source: RefSeq, a predicted model, not a curated record
AUGACUACCAACCAAAUGAACAAUUUCACGACGCUCAUCAAGCGGCUCGAGGCUGCCACCUCUCGUCUCGAGGAUAUGGCAACCUCUCUCGAAGGUUCAGGUCCAGGCAGCCCUGCCGCUGAUGGGAUUGCAACAAGUACCGCUUCAGUGUCUUCAAAAACCGCAUCGAGUCCUCUGCCUCCGCCGCCACCCGUCGUGGAACCGCCGCCUCGCCAGAUCGAGGACUUCGAUGCCCUCAUCAAUAAAGAGGUGAAGAACUUUGUCGAGCUUAGUGAAAAGCUUGGGGAACCAGCCGGGGAACAGUCCAAAGCAAUCCUUCGGGCUUUCCAAGCGGAAAGGACAUACCUCUAUAUCGCACUGAAAGCCAAGAAACCAGACCAGCAAUCGCCAGACCUUUUAAGCGACCUACGCAAAGCUUCGGAUGAAAUCAAUAACAUCCGGGAAGCGAACAGGCCAUCUCCUCUUUUCAACCAUUUGAGCGCCGUGGCGGAAGGAGUGGUUUCUUUGGGUUGGUUCUUUGAGCCCAGACCCGCGGAAUUUGUUCGGGAAUCUGUAGCUGGUGCCCAGUUCUACGGGGACAGAGUGCUGAGGGAAUACAAGGGAAAAGCAUUAUCCGAAUGGCCUGACAUGGAACAACCGGGAUGGAGUCGACGUAACGGUGGCCCUGAAACAGCUCCAAUCCGGUUCACCGACGCAUCUGCGUUCCCACCACCACCACCUCCUCCCGCCGCUGGUGCAGGUGGUCCUCCACCCCCUCCUCCACCCCCCGCUAGUGUAGCCGCUCCGCCGAAGGCAGCACCGACUGGUGACAUGUCAUCUGUUUUCGAGCAAUUGAACCAAGGGUCCGCAGUCACCUCUGGUCUUCGAAAAGUCGACAAGUCUGAAAUGACGCACAAGAAUCCUGGCCUUCGGGCUGGUUCGCUUGUCCCUGAACGCGCCGAUUCAAGGACCGGUGUAACAUCCCCUACUUCCCGUGGCAAAUCGCCGGUACCAAGCAAAAAGCCAAAGCCCGAAAGCAUGCGUGCUAAGAAACCUUCGCGCAAGCAGCUCGAUGGUAAUAAAUGGUACAUUGAACAUUACGACAGCCCCAGCGACAUCAUCGAGAUACCCGCUCAACUCUCACACUCGAUCUUAAUAUCACACUGCAAUAAGGCGAUUGUCAAGAUCAAUGGCAAAGCGAACGCAAUAUCAAUCGACAACUGUACCGGCCUUUCCGUCAUCGUUGACUCUCUUGUCAGCAGCGUUGAUGUCAUCAAGUCUCCUAAAUUUGCGCUGCAGAUUGAUGGCGUAGUUCCAACUAUUCUGCUGGAUCAGGUCGAUGGGGCAAGCCUCUACUUGAGCCAGGAGAGCUUGAACACUGAAGUUUUCAGCAGCAAAUCCUCCAACGUAAAUAUCGUCGUGCCUCCCAAGGAAGGAACAGAUGACGACUCCAAGGAGCUGCCCGUUCCUGAGCAGAUCCGAACCGUUAUCAAAAAUGGAGCUGCCGUUAGUGAAAUUGUCGAACAUGCUGGAUGA